Messenger RNA from Alternaria arborescens, 1431 nucleotides. Its product is annotated as Beta-xylosidase. The record is from RefSeq and is a predicted model, not a curated record. Gene Ontology annotation, molecular function: hydrolase activity, hydrolyzing O-glycosyl compounds. NCBI's taxonomy places the organism in Eukaryota, Fungi, Ascomycota, Dothideomycetes, Pleosporales, Pleosporaceae. Gene Ontology annotation, biological process: carbohydrate metabolic process. The transcript has 4 exons. Bases 1 to 1431 code for a protein of 476 amino acids.
AUGCGCGGUGAUCCCGAUAGUUGCGGGGUGUGGGCGCCUUGUCUUACACAUGACGGUGACAAGUUUUGGCUGGUGUACACCGAUGUAAAACGCAAAGAUGGCUCAUUCAAAGAUACGCCCAAUUACAUUGUCACUGCUGAUCGCAUCGAGGGUCCGUGGUCUGACCCCGUUUACAUCAAUUCCUCAGGAUUUGACCCAUCCCUAUUUCACGAUGACAAUGGCACGAAAUGGUUCGUGAACAUGCUACAAGACCAUCGAAGGCGUCCGCGGUUUUUCGCUGGCAUCAGGCUACAGCAAUAUGAUGCUGAAGCGAAAAAGCUUGUCGGCCCAUGCAAGACCAUCUUCCCUGGUACUGAUCUGGCUCUUGUAGAAGGCCCACAUCUAUACAAGCGGAACGGAUGGUACUACUUGUUGACUGCUGAAGGUGGCACAGCAUACGAGCACGCCUGCACUUUGGCGCGAUCCCGGGAUAUCUGGGGCCCAUACGAACUUCAUCCUCAAAAGUACAUACUUACUUCCAAAGACGCACCACUGGCAUCUCUGCAAAGAGCGGGUCAUGGAGAUAUAGUCGACACCCCAGAAGGCAAGACAUACCUCGUUCAUUUGACCGGUCGCCCAACUCCCCAGGCCCGCCGCUGCGUUCUUGGACGCGAGACAGCGAUUCAAGAGGCUUACUGGGACAAGGAUGACUGGCUGUAUGUCAAGAAUGGACCUGUUCCGUCUCUCCAUGUCGAACUGCCAGCACAGCGCGAUGACAGCUCCUAUUGGUCUGAGCAGCGCUACCUUUUCGACAGCAGCGACGGUAUCCAUAAGGAUUUCCAAUGGCUCCGUACACCAGAACCAGAACGUAUCUUUAGUACUAAAAAUGGUCUGCACCUCGUUGGACGCGAGGCGAUUGGAUCCUGGUUUGAGCAAGCUCUUGUUGCACGUCGUCAAACGCAUUUCUCGUACGACGCAGAAACAGUCGUUAGCUUCAGUCCAGACGACGAACGCACUUAUGCAGGCCUGACUGCUUACUAUUGUCGAUUCAACUUCUUUUACCUGACCGUUACUGCCGACUCUGACGGUCAGCGCGAACUGCUCAUCUUAAGCUCGGAAGCUUCAUGGCCGGAUGGCAAUCUGAAACUCCCCCUCGCAGAUCCGGUGCCGCUGCCGCAAGAGGGCAAAGUUAGAUUGGCGCUGAGCAUUCGGGGUAAAGAGCUCCAAUUUCGCUACGCUCUGGAGGGACAGGCGAACCUGACAGAUAUCGGACCUGUCUACGAUGCUUCGAUCUUGAGUGAUGAGUGUGGCGGUCAUCAAGCACACGGGAGCUUUACUGGCGCAUUUGUAGGCAUGGCAGCAUCUGAUAUCAAUGGCACAGAAAAGGUAGCGUCAUUCGAUUACUUUCUAUACACGCCCGUAAAGCAUAGUACAGACCGCUACGAUAUGUGA